Arctia plantaginis is the source of this 1224-nucleotide messenger RNA. The record is from the annotation of a GenBank genome assembly. NCBI's taxonomy places the organism in Eukaryota, Metazoa, Arthropoda, Insecta, Lepidoptera, Erebidae.
AUGAGAGAGAUAUCGUGGUGUAUAGCGCUUUUGGCGCUCCUCGUCACCACUUUAGCUGACUCUACAGAAGAUCAACUCAGAAAUGACUCAGCAGAUAGUGGCAGCGCAUCAACAGGAAGCUCUCAAGAAGAAGUAGAAGAACCAAAAGCCUACAUGAGAACACCAGCAGUUGGUGGCGUAGCCGUCAGAGCAGGUGAAGAUGCGCUCCUGACCUGUGUAGUUCUUGGAGGUAGAGGCAGGCCGGUGUUGUGGAGAAGAGCAAAAGAUCUGCAGCUAUUGACGGCUGGUGGGGUGAGAGUCACGAGAGAUGAUAGAGUCAAUGUACUGCAUGAUGACGCGGAGGAACCUCUACCGGGUCCAGGCAUAGCAAAAGGCGGGGACGUUUGGGCUUUGGUCAUCAAAUCUGUGAAGACCACGGACGCUGGUCUGUACAUGUGCGAGCUGAACACUGAACCACCCGUCAGGAGUUUUCAUAGACUCACAGUGAUCUCCCGAGGUCUGACUCCACCGGAGAAUAACAACGUGACGGACAGUUACUCAGCCCACGUGCCCACGCUUUCUUCUAUGGCACUCUCCCACAACUACACUGACUGCUGUAUAGCUGGUAACGUCACCAAGAGUUGCCUUGGUUUCUGUAGUAUACAGACCAUUCUCGAAGGAACUGGUCAAGAUCCAGAGACGUGCCAGCCAGACUUUCCAGCUAUCGUCAAGUGUAUGGCAGAUGGUAGGAACCAUGUGCCCUGCUGCGUCCAAGAGCGAGUGCCUGACAUCUGUCAAGAUGUUUGCCGUGGCGAAUUUACUCCUGUAACUGAUAAUAUUAAGACCCAUUAUUCCUGCUCAUCUUAUAUGGAGAAGACACUGGCGUGUAUUGUUGAAGGCAUUGAACUCCUUCCAAGUCCACCAGAAGAAGUCGAAGUGGAACCUCUGAACGAGAAACAGUUAAACGUCACGUGGGCUCCACCAGUGGAAAAUGCAGACUCAGUCAUAGAAUAUGUAGUCAACGUUACCACGCUUAGGUCUUUUGAUGCCCAUCUCAUAGACCUUUCAGAGAGUUCCAUAAAAAUCAAUGACUCUGUGAGGAGUGGAAUGUCCACAACGUACAAAGUACCAUCAAAUAGGAGCUUCAUCGUUCUUAGUGAUUUAUUCCCUUUUACCAUGUAUGAAGUUCAUGUUACGUCAUUUAAUAUUCACGGAUCCAGUUUACCCAGCUAUGGGGUCAGGUAA